Molecule: messenger RNA, 606 nt
Organism: Chrysoperla carnea
Lineage: Eukaryota; Metazoa; Arthropoda; Insecta; Neuroptera; Chrysopidae
Exons: 2
Coding region: 37-552 (171 amino acids)
Source: RefSeq, a predicted model, not a curated record
AUUGUGUUUUUCUAAAUUAUCAUCAAGUUUUUGAAAAUGUGCCAAAAUUCAAAACAAUCACUUAUAAUUUUAAUUGUUGUAUCAACCAUUUAUCUCACAUCAUCUUCAGGGCAAUUAUUAACAAUAAAAGAGCAUCGUACACCAGGUGCCACACAACGUAUCAAUGAUUUAUGGUGUUAUCAAUGCGAUACAAUGGAAGAUGGAGAACGUUGUGUUGAUUUAACGGGGAAUCAUUCAUCAUUCAUGAAGAAAUGUGAUAAUGAGAAACGUAUCUGUAUGGUAAAACGUUUCUCGCAUACAAUGUCAACAGAGAAUUCAACGUCCGUAUUACGUAUGUGGUCAUUAGAACGUAAUUGUACAAAACAUUGUGAAGCUGGUUGCAUAGUAAUUGGUGAACGUACAAAGUUACACGCUUGCACUUCAUGCUGUGAACAAUCAUUCUGUAAUACGGGCAACGGUGGUGCAGCAUCCAAUUUAAUUAACAAUCAAUUUUAUAUUAAUUAUCAUUUAUUAAUUAUAUUUGUUGCUAUCUGUGGUCCAAUUUUAUCAUAGAACUACUAAACUUAAAACAUUAUUAUUAAUAAUGAUAAUCAUUAUUGACAUAUU